This is a messenger RNA of Acanthocheilonema viteae, 891 nucleotides long. The record is from the annotation of a GenBank genome assembly. Lineage: Eukaryota; Metazoa; Nematoda; Chromadorea; Rhabditida; Onchocercidae.
AUGUCAUUGUUAAUCGGUACUGGAAAUUCGAAUAUUUCACAACCUGGUACAUCGUUUAGUGAACUACCAAUGGUUAACCAUCAUCAGUUUUCCGAAUCGAUCGCUACUGCUACCGCUAUCGUCAAUAAUAAUAAUAACAACAACAGAAUUAGCAAUCUUAAAUAUCAUGAUAGUAACGGUGAAGUAAUAACGAUGCUUACUAAUCAUGCAACUCGUAGUAAUGACAUGUCAGCGCAAAAUUUUCGACCUAAUGACAUUGAGGACGAUAUGGAAACACAGGAGCUGGCAUCAAUACCACGUAAAUAUAAAUAUUAUUUCAUGCCAAAUAAAUCACAGGUAUUAUUUUAUUUGAGCGAUGCAUCGUUUCUAAGGAUUCGGAGAGCUGGAACUGAAUUACAGGUAACCGAUUCUAUCGAUUUCCCGUUAUUUGAUAUUUGGGAAGAAGUAAAUUGUGAUAAAUCAACAAUGAUUUUGGAAUCAUACGGUAGAACAGUUCUAUUGCUAUCGAAAAAUUCAGCUAUUGGAUGUAUUUCCGGAAAUAAAUCUGAUCCACCUUUUGUUGCUGUAAAUGAUUGGAAUGGUGAUUUAUUCGGUUAUUUUGUACCUGGCGAUCCAUUUCUGAUCGAGGACAGUGAUAAACAAACGAUAGCAAAAAUUUUAGCUGCUGAAAGUGCAUAUGGAAGAGUUACUGUAUGGGUGUGUAUAUUGGAAGAAUCGGGUCAAGAAAUGGCUCGAAUGGAAGAGUACAGUACAAUUUAUUUUACUAAGAAUGUUGGUGGCUUCCAGUUAAAAUUGCUAGCCUUAGCUGCAUUUGCUCGUUUAACCGUUUCCGAAUUUGUCCAAGGCCAAUCCUGUUGUGGCUCUUUUCUUUCGAUGUUAUUCCGCUGUUAA